Caenorhabditis remanei is the source of this 333-nucleotide messenger RNA. RefSeq lists its product as uncharacterized. The record is from RefSeq and is a predicted model, not a curated record. The transcript is spliced from 3 exons. The coding region runs from base 1 to 333 and encodes 110 amino acids. NCBI's taxonomy places the organism in Eukaryota, Metazoa, Nematoda, Chromadorea, Rhabditida, Rhabditidae.
AUGGAACGUAGAUACGAACUGCCCACUGUUCAAAGUGCAGACGAUUGGAUGGCUUCAACAUUCACUUGCUUCAUAUUGAUUGCUGCAAGCGCAGUGCUGACAGCUGUAAGAGCAAGAGGAUCACCAUUUGCUUGUGAUGUUCCACAAACUUAUUCUGGUGAAUGGGCGCAAACUGCUGAAGUAGAAUGUUUCAUGAAAGGACUUCAUUUUCCAUGGAAUGUGAGAAACCACGAUUCUCCGCUACAACGAGUUCCGCUCGAUGGAGCCGAGCCAAGAAAUUUUUGUUCAAAGUUUAAAAAGUGUACUAUUCCUCUUUAUUUCCUCUUAUUAUAA